CUUUGAGUUGCCUUUCCAGCUUCACGACUCAACAGUCUUCCUCUUCGAAAUUAUAUGAUAUAUCCUGCUGCUAUCCAUCAUUCUGAACAUGCUCUCCUCUAACAAACCUGUCUGGUUACACAAGCAUACGGUGCAUAAUCAUACAAGAUGUGCCAUGGUCCUAACGUCCCAGGCUCCAAUUGUUACUCCAGUGGCACCGAGGGCCAUGCCAACGGCUCGAAUGGCGCUACCAAUAGCAACAAGGCCGACCACGCUGGCUACGCUGCCAUUCCGACCCAGCAGAAGCACAGCAACCCAUACCAGCCGGUUGGCAAUUUCCUCAGCAAUGUCGAACGAUACAAGAUUAUCGAGUCCACUCUAAGAGAGGGCGAGCAAUUCGCUAACGCCUUCUUUGGAACCGAGACCAAGAUCAAGAUUGCCAAGGCCCUCAAUGACUUCGGCGUCGACUACAUCGAGCUUACCUCCCCUGCUGCCUCUGAGCAGUCCCGCAAGGACUGCGAGGCCAUUUGCAAGCUUGGCCUCAAGUCCAAGAUCCUCACCCACGUCCGCUGCCACAUGGACGAUGCACGCCUUGCCGUUGAGACCGGUGUUGACGGAGUCGAUGUUGUUAUUGGAACCUCUUCUUACCUGCGCGAGCACUCCCACGGCAAGGACAUAACCUACAUCAUCAACACCGCUAUCGAGGUCAUUAACUUUGUUAAGUCUAAGGGUCUCGAGAUUCGCUUCUCAUCCGAGGACUCCUUCCGCUCUGACCUCGUUGACCUGCUUUCUGUCUACAGCGCUGUCGACAAGGUUGGCGUUCAUAGAGUUGGUAUUGCUGAUACAGUCGGCUGCGCAAGCCCCAGACAGGUCUACGACCUUGUCCGGACCUUGAGAGGUGUUGUCAGCUGCGAUAUUGAGACUCACUUCCACAACGACACUGGAUGCGCUAUCGCUAACGCCUACUGCGCUCUCGAGGCCGGCGCCACCCACAUUGACACCUCUGUUAUUGGUAUCGGUGAGCGUAACGGUAUCACUCCCCUUGGUGGUCUCAUGGCUCGUAUGGUCGUUGCCGCCCCAGAAUACACCAAGUCCAAAUAUAAACUACAUAAGCUAAAGGAAAUUGAGAACCUUGUUGCUGAGGCCGUCGAGAUCAACAUCCCUUUCAACAACUACAUCACUGGCUUCUCUGCCUUUACCCAUAAGGCUGGUAUCCACGCCAAGGCUAUGCUGAACAACCCUAGCACAUAUGAGAUUAUUAAUCCUGCAGACUUUGGCUUAAGCAGAUAUAUCCACUUCGCCUCGAGAUUAACGGGAUGGAACGCCAUCAAGGGCCGUGUUGAGCAGCUUGGCCUUACUAUGACUGACGCCCAGAUCAAGCUCGUCACUCAGAAGAUCAAGGCUAUGGCAGACAUCAGGCCGAUCGCUAUCGACGACGCGGACUCGAUUAUCCGCACUUUUCACCUGGAAAUUGCAGAGGGUAAGCAGCCGCUGCUGUCGAACAUUACUACCGAGGAGCUGGCGAAGUUCGAGAAGGCGAAAGGAGAGCUUGCUGGCGGGCCGAACCAGCGUGCUUUGGAUGAUACCGCCGCGGAGCCCGCUGCCAAAAAGGUGAAAGCGUAAACAAUGUUUUCAUGAUGUAUGUUGGGACACAAAAACAGGGCAUCUGCUCGUACAGUCAUAAAUGGAAGAGGUACGAAAGCCUUUAGUUCGGAUAUCUCUUAUUGUUAGCAAAGAAAAGUUCAACUUGAUUUAGUG
This is a messenger RNA of Colletotrichum navitas, 1737 nucleotides long. RefSeq names its product homocitrate synthase. The record is from RefSeq and is a predicted model, not a curated record. NCBI's taxonomy places the organism in Eukaryota, Fungi, Ascomycota, Sordariomycetes, Glomerellales, Glomerellaceae. The transcript is spliced from 8 exons. Gene Ontology annotation, cellular component: mitochondrion. Bases 148 to 1602 code for a protein of 484 amino acids. Gene Ontology annotation, molecular function: homocitrate synthase activity.